UGGUGUUGGCUUACCUCGUCGGUCGUCUGAGAGCUUUUAGGAACCCUCGCUGAUCGUGGUGGCGGAACAGCGUCAUUGCGAAGUUGGUCAGCAGGGUAAUCGAGACGAGAGUGCGGAGGUCAGCGCGCGCCUGGUAAGCACUAUAUAUGUGCGGCUGAAGUCUUGUUGAAGUGUUACGAGCGCGGGUGAUUUUCGUUGCGCCUCGUGGUGUUAAGUCGUUCUCUGUGCCCAGCUGUCCUUCUCUUUCUGCACUUGGUACGCGGUUUGUAGUGUCCGGAACUGCCUGUAGGACAGACAGUCGAGAGUGUGAAGCGGUCUUUCUAGUGUUCAACCAUGGCUCGUACGAAGCAAACUGCUCGGAAGUCGACGGGAGGUAAGGCGCCUCGCAAGCAGCUGGCUACAAAGGCUGCGCGGAAAAGCGCGCCAACUACGGGCGGAGUCAAGAAGCCCCAUCGCUACAGGCCCGGAACUGUCGCUCUUCGUGAGAUCCGCAAGUACCAGAAGUCGACCGAGCUUCUCAUCAGGAAGCUUCCCUUCCAGCGUCUUGUUCGCGAAAUCGCGCAGGAUUUCAAGACGGACUUGCGUUUCCAGAGCCAUGCCGUUCUCGCCCUCCAAGAGGCGGCGGAGGCCUAUCUUGUGGGUCUUUUCGAGGACACCAAUCUGUGCGCCAUCCACGCCAAGCGUGUGACAAUCAUGCCAAAGGACAUUCAGCUUGCAAGGAGAAUUCGCGGCGAGCGAGCUUAGGCAGUCCAAAGGAGACAUGGGGAGCGAGGGAGGGUGGAGGGCUAUUGUAUAUACUUGUCAGCCGUUUCUAAAAUCCACUAAUGGCGGGAUGCCAUAAACAGCAGGGAGGGAAUGGACGACAGAGAUGGUGGGCGUUUUAUGGAGAAGGGAUAGUCUCUCGGCGGCGGUAUGUGUCUAUGCUGCGGAUUGACUGCUUGACGUGUCACCCGCUCGUUAAUCGUUUCCAAGGAGGUGGCGGCGAUGGACGAACCGAAGAGAUGCUUGGCUGUUUCGCGUGCGAUACCACCUUAUAGCGAAGCGAACACGUUCGCUGGAAGGAAAGAAGAUGGGGCCUACCGAAGAAUGGUGAACGUAAGGAAGGUCACGACCCCUUGGAGGGAGGGUGCAUGGAAAAAAUGGCUGCUGACUCAAUCAUCUGGCACCGCGUUAAGCAGUGUUUCAUGCGCUUGUCUUUUAGCGUUUCGCAGCCGUUCGUUCCUCUUAAAGUUUGUAAGUAGAGGUUCCUUCAACUAAACUCUGUGAGCAGUGGUCUCGCCGUCGGGCUCCGCCUCCUUCAGUGGUAGUGGCUGUUGUUUAUCCACUGGGUGAUCUUAAGCAGCUGUUCUUCCGUUGAGCGAUGCCUCAAGCAGACGUUCCUACGUCUGAACUUCGAAAGAAACGGUUCGUCCGUUCGGAAGUCGUUCUGCUAAACUCUGUGGGCAGUCGUAUGCCCGUUGGGCUCAAUCAG
Chara braunii is the source of this 1471-nucleotide messenger RNA. The record is from the annotation of a GenBank genome assembly. Lineage: Eukaryota; Viridiplantae; Streptophyta; Charophyceae; Charales; Characeae.